This is a messenger RNA of Oldenlandia corymbosa var. corymbosa, 1263 nucleotides long. Lineage: Eukaryota; Viridiplantae; Streptophyta; Magnoliopsida; Gentianales; Rubiaceae. The record is from the annotation of a GenBank genome assembly.
AUGAAGAUCACGGAAGAAGAUGUGGAAGCUGUGCUUGGACUACCACGUGGUCCAAAGACAGUAGUUGAAGCCUAUGAUUCCAGGACAAGUCCGAAGAUCAAGAGGAGUACAAGAAUCUUGUCCGGUAGGUACUUUGUGUUGUUUUUCAUGGCUAGCAUGCUCCUCAGAACAAAGAAUGCGUGUUGCCGCCACCAAGUAAUGAAAUCAUUGAUGAACGUCGAUGACAUCAAAAUUUACAAUUGGUGCAAGUAUGUAGCAAAGGAACUCUACGACGCGGUCGAACAGUGGCAGAAAAAUCCUCAGGGUGCUUUCAAUGGGCCAGUGAUCUUUCUCAUAUUGUGCUAUUUGGAUAGAGUUGAGUACAAAGAUGGGGAUGGAAUCCCCCGGCAGUUUCCUGUGAUUGCUCGGUGGGACAAUGACCGAGUAACAAAAAGGCUGGCUUUGGAACGUAAGGGUGCAGGGUUUGGAAGUGGCAAACCUCUGGAUAGGAUUGCAGUAUCAAAACGAAUGGAUGAGGAUGAGCCCAUACAGGACGAGGAGAUGAGGAAAGUUGAUGAUCCUUUGUUGUAUUGCUGUGUGGUUGCUCAACUCGUAUGCUUCGACGCUCAUCCUGUAUGUUUCGAUCCUCAUCUUGAUAGAGAAUAUUUGGUUGUUCAUCCUGUAUGUUUUGAUGCUUAUCCUUUGUUUGAAGAAGCUAGUGAAACUGGUAUAGAUGGACACAUCAUGUUCUAUAAAUUCUUCAACGACUAUGCCGAAGUCUUGAAGAGAAUGGGUGAAGAUCAAGAAGUCAACUCAGUUCCUGCUGACCAAAAUCAGAAGCAAAAAGUAGAUGGCUCUCAAAUACCCAAGUGUGAUAAGCCACCGGACCCAAAAGCCAAGUGUAAUGUCCCAAAACUUCCUGAUGGACCAAGUUUUGGCCUAGGCAUUUCUGAAAGUUUUCCGCAAGAACCUGUCAAUGUUCCCGAAGAAAAAGACGACUCCACUGCUGAGAGUCUUCAUCAUGAUAACUCAUUCCCUAGCCGAGAACAUGCAGCUGUUGAAAUUGCCAUUAAAUUCCAGAGUGACGAACAUCCAACGACUCUAUCAAUCACUAGGCCGCCAAGUCUACAAACUCUUGAGAGAAAACAAGAUUCUGUACGGAAGAACAUUUAUAAUAAAUCUGACCAUGUGAAAUUUCUUUUGUGUUCAAGUGUUUUCACCAGUGUAGAGAUCCAGAGCAAAAACCAGGAUGAGGAACCUUUUCAGUACAGGUUGCCGUUCUAG